GAGAUACUCACAGGAGCUUACUAGAAAAGAACUGAUACAAGCCAUAUAUCUUCUGUCCUUACCAUGCAAAUUUAAACCCAAAACUGUGUUCCGUUUCUCUCACCGAUUAGUGAAUCACUGGAAUUCUUUACCAGAAGACAUAAUAUCAGCACUUUCUGUUGAUUAAUUAAAACAGAGGUUGAAUCUCCACAAUACUAAAGAUUGCAAGGAAUAAUAUACUUACUCUAGAAAGCGAAUUCUGGGUUACGUCUGGCGCUAAUAUAUGAACCUGUGCGUUACUAAUGCUCAGAGUUAGUGGACUUUCUUUAGUCUGUCGUAGAAGUUAUGGGUUGUGGGGUUUCACCUAUCCUAGAGAAAGCCCAGCUGUUAGACUAUUUUACAAGACAUUGAGCAUACUUGGGAUACCAGUUGGAAUUUUAACAGCUUAUAUUGCCUUGAAAAAUGAGCAUCAUCAUGAAGAAAAAAUGAAAGAAAAGGAAACAUUCAUUCGUGUUUUUCCAAGAGAGAUAAGGAAGCUACAUUGGGGUGAUGGUAAAACUUACUUUACGGAUCACAUUUCGAAAUUAAUAAACUAUACGCCGCGCGCCAGAUCUACGUUUCCUAAGCCAGCAGAUUAGCUCAUUUAGCUUGUAAAUUUUUUAGUCUCAUCGCUUGCUUGUUAUGCUGGUUUUAAUAGUCACCAAAAAUACAUAUGUUGUUCAUAGUUAUUUGCUUUAAUCUCUGAUGAUUUGGAAUUACAGGUUGCCUGCAUUUAUGAGGUAGAAAUAAAUUCGUGUCAUUUGUUUAAGACCAUUAGACGUAAUAACAGUAACCGAUAUUUCUCGUACGUUCUAUAAACUGAAUCCAAAGGCUCUAAAACGUUCCAACACUUUUUAUUGGGAUGCCUUGUUUUCAGAUGUGCUGAAAGGGUCCUUUUUCUAGUGUAUGAAAUAUUUUGACGUCCAACCCAAGUAGUUUAUAUGUAAUUAGCUAAUCCAUUGUUUUUUAAUUCCAGUUAUUUGUUGUCCCAACCAUCUGGGUCACUUCGCUAACAUCGCUGCAUUGGAGUUUACUUUAUGUAAUUGUUUCGUUUCCUUUAAUAACUGAAUAAGUCCGUGAAUCCUUAACCAAGUAUAAGUUAUAGUAUUUAGUUUCAGAAUACCAAGAACUUAAGUCACUAGUAGCGAGAUUUAUACCUUCAUAAACUCGUCAGUAAAUGCUAACAUCUUUUGACAGUGGGUUUUACACAACUCCAUCCACUAAAUAGAUUUAUUCUGUCUGUGGUAGAUCAAAACCUUCAUUGCUAAAGAUUUGCACAACCUCUUGUAACCAGACCAAAUCUGUAGUGGUUGCUCCUUCAGUACGUGCAUAUGGGGAAUUACAUUUGUGACAGACUGAUACAUGAGGUGCAGUAGUUGAUCGUUUCCACCGCUUCGCUUGCCCCGGAGAAUUUCCCGUCUUUAGUGGGUUGGUGUCUGGCGAAAUCUGAACACGAACUCAGGAGAACCACUUGCAUUCUACCAACUUUCACUACUUGUGGCCCAAGCGAAUUGACCAUCCUUCAGCUAGCAGACGAGUUUACUGCACAACACAACAGCUUCGUACUAUUUCAUGGAUAAGGGAUGUGAUCUACCAAAGUAAGUAUGCGUUAAUUGAGGGUUUUGUAUCAUAGGUACAUUCUAAGCAUUGCUUUCGUUUCUUGAGACUACCGAAUAAACCACACCGAUGUCAUAUGACUCCGUAGACCGCGAGAUUUUGUCGCAGUGUCUGUCAUUGAAAGGCGUACCUCAGAAGUACCUAAACCCUGUGAAGGCUCUUUACUCGAACAC
Schistosoma mattheei is the source of this 1808-nucleotide messenger RNA. The record is from the annotation of a GenBank genome assembly. NCBI's taxonomy places the organism in Eukaryota, Metazoa, Platyhelminthes, Trematoda, Strigeidida, Schistosomatidae.